Molecule: messenger RNA, 1249 nt
Organism: Cylicocyclus nassatus
Lineage: Eukaryota; Metazoa; Nematoda; Chromadorea; Rhabditida; Strongylidae
Source: the annotation of a GenBank genome assembly
AGGACAAUUUACAUACGUCGUUUAUGUAAUCAGUGGGUGGCAAUAUCGUCCCGUAUUCUUACAGAGCGAGAGCGAAAAUAGACCACUUGCUCCUCUUUCUUCGAAAUGAGUGCUGUAAGCACCGAGUCUUUCAUCGAUUCGGAGCUGAACUUUGGACUGGACAUGCUUCGGCAAGUACCUGCGAAUGCUCAAACGGUUGUGUCUCCUCUUUCCGUCAUUCUUGCUUUGGCUAUGGUCCAAGCUGGAGCGAGAGGACGAACUAGAGCACAAAUAAAUGAGCAUAUUUCUAAUGGAGCAGACAAUGUUGAUAUAGAGAAUUUUUACUCGAAACUCUCACAAGAUGUCUUGAAUGCCACCAACGAUGUUCAAACAAGGAUUGCAAACGCGUUUUACAUGGAUAAACGCUACACUAUUGAGAAACAGUACGAAGCCACAAUCAGGAAGAAAUAUUCUGCUAAGGUGGAAGCGCUUGAUUUUGAAGCACCAAAGGCUGCUGCUCAGAUUAUCGACAAGUUCAUAAGCGACACAACAGAAGGAAAAAUAAAAAAUAUGGUUAAUGAGAAGAUGGUAAUGGAUGCUUUCUCGCUCAUUGUCAAUGCGAUUUACUUCAAAGCCAAGUGGUUGAGGGAUUUUAACAAGGAUUUGACCAAAAAGGCAACUUUUCAUUGUUCGGAGAAUGAGCAAAAGCAGAUAGAAUUCAUGAAUGAGUACCAGAAAAAUCGUCUAUAUGCGGAAAACGACGAUCUGCAAGUUUUGACGCUUCCUUACAAGGACACCACUUACGCACUGAGCAUACUGCUUCCCAAGAAACGGUUUGCUCUUGCUGAAAUCAGGAACAAGAUCACUGGAUCAACACUUCGAGAAUUACUGAGACAAGUGAAAAUGGAGUUCAUGACGAUUUCCGUUCCAAAAAUGAAAAUCGAAACAAAGUUCGAGCUGAAAAAAGCAUUGAUUUCGAUGGGUAUCACUGAGAUGUUUACUGACAAUGCUGAUUUCACUGGAAUCACUAAAGAACCUCCACUCAAGGUGUCCGAUGCAGCGCACAGAGCAUUAAUUGAGGUGGACGAAGAGGGCACCGUUGCAGCUGCAGCUACCGUUAUCACCAUGGUCAAAGCUACGGCUCUGAGACCACAGAAGAAACCCAUAACUUUCAUAGCAGAUCAUCCCUUCAUAUUUAUUCUUACCAAGAAUGAUAGUCCAAUUUUUACUGGACAAUUUAUAGCUUGAACACAUCCUAUUUACUACGACA